Erigeron canadensis is the source of this 1774-nucleotide messenger RNA. RefSeq lists its product as uncharacterized. The record is from RefSeq and is a predicted model, not a curated record. The transcript has 5 exons. Gene Ontology annotation, biological process: base-excision repair. NCBI's taxonomy places the organism in Eukaryota, Viridiplantae, Streptophyta, Magnoliopsida, Asterales, Asteraceae. Gene Ontology annotation, molecular function: DNA-3-methyladenine glycosylase activity. Bases 83 to 1318 code for a protein of 411 amino acids.
AUGCCAUUUCUUAACACACUUCUAAAACCUUUAUAAAUAAGAGUCCUAAUUCCAUCUUUCCUUUCAAAAUACUUGAUCAAUCAUGUGGUCCUCAAAAUCCAAAUUGGCAAAACCAACUGAAGUAAAUGCUAAUCCUAUUGCUACUCCGACUGAAGCCAUGAUCUCAGACAUCAAUGGACGGCCUGUUCUUCAACCAGCCACUUCCAACCGCGUUCUAGCAAAAUAUCCUCUUAAAAAGAGUAUCUCACGUCCCAAACCGGCUUCCAUAGCUCCAACACCACCACCACCAUCUCAGACUAGUAACACUCCAAAUGCCAAAGCGAAUAAUAAUUCCCCUGUCUCGCCUAAGCUGAAAUCACCCCGAGUGCCUGCCAUUAAACGUGGUGGAAACAACCGAUCAGAUAAUACUAAUUCAAGCACAGACAGACCUCUUUUGACACCACCAACCAAAUGCAUAACUACAAAAACUGCAAUUCCUCUAAAGAAGUCAAAGACAAGUAUUGAAAGCAAAAGUACUAAUCCUAAUUCGUUGGUGGUAAAGUACUCAUCCGAGGCGAUUGUAGAUGCUCCUGGGAGUAUAGCAGCCGCUAGACGAGAACAAGUUGCAGUGAUGCAAGUUCAAAGGAAAAUGAAGAUAGCACAUUAUGGUAGAGCAAAGUCUGCCAAGUAUGACAGUUGUCAAAAACUGAUCACAACUUUGUUUGAUCCCAAUAUUCUUGUUAAUACAAAUAACAAUAAUAUUGUCACAGAAGAGAAAAGAUGCAGUUUCAUUACUCCUUAUUCAGACCCUAUAUAUGUUGCAUACCAUGAUGAAGAAUGGGGAGUUCCUGUUCAUGAUGAUAGGUUGCUGUUUGAAAUGCUGGUGUUGACAGGUGCUCAAGUUGGAUCAAAUUGGACUUCAGUCUUAAAGAAAAGGCAACUAUUUAGGGAAGCAUUCUCAGACUUUGAAGUAGAAGUUGUGUCGAAAUUUACAGAUAUAAAGAUAACAACAAUAAGUAGCUCUUAUGGGAUUGAAGUUGGACUUAUUAGAGGUGUUAUCAACAAUGCUACUUGUAUUCUUGAGAUCAAGAAAGCAUUCGGGUCAUUCGACAAAUACAUAUGGGGAUUUGUAAAUCACAAGCCCAUUGCAACAAACUACAAACCAAAUCACAAGCUGCCAGUAAAGACCUCUAAAUCAGAAGCCAUAAGCAAAGACAUGAUGAGAAGAGGAUUUCGGCAGGUCGGGCCUACUAUCAUUCAUUCCUUUAUGCAAGCUGUCGGGCUCACCAAUGAUCACGUCACCACUUGUCCGCGCCAUCGUUAUCUGACUCUCACCUAAAUAAUUAACAACUCCUAAUUACAUAUGUCAAGAAACUUUAUGAUCUAGAUAACUAACUAGAGGUACUUUAGGUUUGUUUUUUUGUUUUUACUUUUAAAGUUUGAGUGAGGUUUGUAUGAUAUGUUUGGUUUGGAUAGCUGUAAAGAUGAUACAUAAGCAUGUGAAGAGUGGCCAGAGAAUGGAAUCUGGGGCAUGUGGAAUCGGCUUUGGUGACCACUUUUUUUCUGUCAUUCAAUUGAGUAGUGUUAUAAGUUUGUAUAUAUCUUGCAUAUCUAUACCUUAAUUUUCCUUGUGGAAGGGGCUUGGUAGGGUAUAUUAAUCAAUGAGCCCAUUAUUUAUCAUGUUAAAAGUGAUGAUGAUGGUGAUGUUGGGGUUGCAUGUGGGCAUGGCAUCACCCUUUUUUAAUAUGAUAUGUAUAUGUAAAUGCUGACUGCAUAAGUUAAGCAUCUUUUUAUC